CAUUCCUCGUCAACCUCCUUACAUGAAGUACCGAGAAACCAUACCCGCCAAAAUCCGGGAAUGGCGGUAAUUACGAAAGGAAAUUUUUGUGAUUUGAAUUGUAACUGAUUUUGCUGAUAUCUAUCAAUCAUAGAUCCACGAAAAACAUCGGUACCAAAAGAGUGGAAUAAAAUGUAAACUUUAGAAGGAAGAAUCAUCUUGAUGCCAAACUUGAGGGUUUCUCUAAAGUAUGAAGAAAUUUGAACUCCAGUGUAAUGCCAAAGUCAAGUCAAAGUCAGGCAACAUUGUUCCAGACAUGGGGGUACUCAGGAAAUACCCACACAGAGCCAUUACAACAUCCUGAAAAUAAAAUCUCCAAAAAGAAGGAGAAAUGUGAAUCAAAAAAAGGAAAGUCUGCGGGACAAGCUGGGAACAGAAGUCUGAUAGAAAAGAAGACAGAAACAGAAAAAGAUAAUAUUGCAGAAUGUUUAGAAAAUGAUGAUGUAAUAGAACUCUGUGAGGCUAUAGAAAAAACAAAUAAGGACACAUUUCUUGAUAAAAAUCACAAUCCAAAUUGCACUCCAGAAAACUUACCAGGUUUUGAUUCUUCUUCUGGACAUAACUACAUCUAUCCAAUAAAUUACCCAAUAAGAGAGUAUCAAUUUAGAAUUAUAAAGGAAGCACUAGUUCAGAAUACACUUGUUGUUUUACCAACUGGCCUAGGAAAGACAUUUAUUGCUGCUGUUGUGAUGUAUAACUUCUAUAGGUGGUAUCCUCGAGGCAAAAUUUUGUUCAUGGCUCCAACCAAGCCUCUUGUUGCACAGCAGAUUGAAGCAUGUUAUAGUAUAACUGGCACACCCCCUGAGGAUACUGCUGAAAUGACAGGAGCAAUGCCUCCAGCAAGGAGGAAGGUACUGUGGGAAACAAGAAGAGUUUUCUUCCUUACCCCUCAUAUUUUGCAAAACGACCUUGGUAGAGGAACAUGCAGUGCUGAAGAUAUCAUCUGCUUGGUCUUUGAUGAAGCACACAAAGCUCUUGGCAACUAUGCGUAUUGUCAGGUGAUAAAAGAAGUGGCUGGUGUUAAGAGCAAUUUUCGUGUGCUUGCACUUAGUGCUACUCCUGGUGGAGAUAUGAAUGCUGUGCAGCAAGUUGUCACCAACCUCAUGAUUUCACAGGUUGAACUUAGAAGCGAGGAGUCAGAUGAUAUAAAGCCGUACGUAUUUGGCAGAAAUGUUGAAAAGAUUGUUGUCCCACUCAGCAGUGAGCUGAAGGAAGCCAAAGCAGAGUUUUUAAAGGUUCUUGAAUGCAUAGUUCAGCGACUCUGCACUCAAGGUGUGUGCUGGCAACAUGACGCAGGAAAAAUUUCCAAAUUCUUCUUGUUGAAAGCAAGAGACCAAUUUCGUGCACGUGGCCUGGAAGAUAGAAAUCGAGUUGGGCUGAUUGAAGGCGACUUUGCUCUAGCCAUCUCUCUGUACCAUGCAUAUGAGUUACUACAGCAGCAUGGGAUUCUUUCAUUUUAUAAUUUCAUAAAAGAAGUUUAUUGUGGUACAAAGGGGACUGCACGAUGUCGCACUGAGUUAAUGAAGCAUGAAAAGUUUAUGGAGAUGAUGAACGGCCUUCAGCAGCGCAUAGAACCACCUGAUGAUGCAGAUGUGUCUCUGAAUGGGUCGUUCUUUGAGUCGCUGACACCAAAAAGACGCUUAUUGAAAUCGAUACCAAAGCCGAACUCGUUGUUUUCAAGCCACCCUAAGCUGCAAAAGCUAGAAGAGAUUGUCGUGGACCAUUUCGAGAAGAGCAAGGAGAAGGAGCCAAUACAUUCCAGCCAAACACCGUUGAACACAAGAAUAAUGAUAUUUUCUCAAUACAGAGACAGUGUUCAAGAAAUUACCGCGGUAUUGAGCAAGCAUCAGCCGCUUGUCAAUGUUAUGUCGUUCGUUGGGCAAAAUGGCGCUGGUAAGGGCAAAAAAGGAUUGACUCAAAAAGAACAGUUAGAGGUCAUUGAAAGGUUCAGAAAAGGAGGGUACAACGUACUUGUGUCAACUUCAGUUGGAGAAGAAGGCUUGGAUAUUGGUGAUAUAGAUCUUAUAAUAUGUUUUGAUGCUUCGAAUUCACCAAUUCGUCUUGUACAAAGAAUGGGCAGAACUGGAAGGAAACGGGCUGGAAAAAUUAUCAUUUUAGUCACUGAGGGUAAAGAAGACCAGAUAUACAAAAGGAGUUUAGUGAAUAAGAAAAGCAUUCACAAAAAGCUAGCAGAUGCAGGGAACUCGCUGGUUUUGUUUGACGAAAACCCUAGGAUGAUACCCAAGCAGUUGAACCCUUUUUGCCUGAAAAUGCAAUUCACUGUUAAACCGAAGCAGACCUCGAGUCGUGGUGUAAAGAGAAAAUCAACGGACAACCAAGGCAAAACAUCUCGUAAAAAGUCGGGUAAUGCUAGGACCGAAACGAUAUCAAAGCGACCUGAACAGAAGAUUAUUGACGCAGAUGAAGCUGCUGAUGAAGAAGAGAACAUGCAGUUUGAAGAUGAUGGGAUCGAAUUCGAAGAUUCCAAGAAAAAGAAGAGGAAUUCAACCAAAAGGAGCAAGAAGUCUACUGAGGAAGGAAAGGAAAACCGUAGAAAAAAGGUUGAAGAUAAAAAAGAAAAAGGUAAGAAAAUUGGAAAACAAGAGAAAAUUGACAAAGCGAAGGCUUGGAGACAAAGUACGUUGGCAAGAGCUGAUAUUAAUGAAAAUGAGAGUCAAAAUUAUGAGGAUUUCGAUGGGGUUGUUAACAUGCCUACUAAAUAUACAGAGGAUGGAAUGAAAGAAGAUUCCUGUGAUGAAACUAAUAAAGAAAUACUCGAUCUAGAUAAAGAUGAUAAGGAGAAUGGAGAUUUAACGAAGUAUGAAACUACCGUAGGUUCCACAAAAAUUUGUGGCCCUUCGAAAAGUAUCCACGUGUCAGCUGAUAUUGAAAUAGAUAUGGCAGAGCUUGUAUAUGAUCAAACUGUUGCUUUUGGAACACCAGCGCCGAAAGGAUCAACUGAUGAAGCUGACGAUAUGCAAAAUAUAUCUGAUUAUCUUUCAAAUAGUGAUUUUAAACCACACUUUCGAAGUGAAAAGCAGUUAUUUCGUGAGAGCGAGUUUCAUAAUAAACGUGAACCUGUUCCCCCUGCUCCAGCUACUGCGGAUCUAGAUUUACUGUUGGAUGACUCCCCUGGUAGAAAUGAAGAAGAUCGGUUGAUUGACGAUGACGAAAUGCUCGAUGUUGCGGAUUCAGAGACUACAGAGGAUCGAAUGUCAAGUUGUCAUUCCUCCGAGGUUGAUGUUCUUGGUUGUGCGGUUACCGAAGAGAUUCUAGAGAUGUCAAAUGACAUGUUCUUUGAUAAUGUUGAAAACGAUGUUGAUCAAGAAUGUGUGGGUGAUUUUAAUGAAGCAGACGAGGUCUCUGGACCUGCCGUGAAAUUAGAAGGCGAAAACAACGAGCUAGGCAAGGUUGCGUUCAACAAUGGCAAGAUUUAUACGGAAGAAGAUGAAGAUGGAGGACAUGUAGGGUGUGGUGAUAAUAAUAAAAAGAAAAUUUAUUCGGAAGUAAACACUCGAGACUUUGCAGAGAAGCUGUAUAGUAAUGCUGUAAGCGCAAAUGUUGAUUGCUAUAAAUCAGAUUUGGAAGACCUUGAUUUAUCAACAUCGUGUUUGUUUGGAGAUAGCCUGUGCUUUGAUGAAGAUGAAUUUCAAGACUGCCCAUCUCCUCCUGUUGUUGUUCAAAAACAGACCUUUAAGUCGGUAAGUGGUAAAGAAAAUACGGGGGGUGAGUACACGAUGCUAGCAGGGGUUUCUACAUCAACGAAGCUCGGUGAGAACUCAGAAAGGAAUGUUGAAGAUAAAAGUUCUACGGCAAUGCAUGAUCAUGACGACGUGGUCAGUACGGUAACGGAUGGCAAAUGUAUGAGUAUAGGGAAAAGACCUGAGAAUAAUGAGCUGGUUAGCAAUUCAGCUCCUUUUCAAGGAGAUUCUUUGCUUGAUUGUGAAUCAGACGAAAAUGACAUUUGUGACGAUUUCCCGAUCUUGUCGCUCGCUAGUCGUCUUCAAAAGAAGGGAGUAUUGGGUGUUGAGGGCGAAAGGACCAAACAUUAUCAUAUUGAUUCUAGAAAUAUAUCUCCUUUGUGUGAUACUGCUUUUGAACCAAAAAUCGGUACGUCGUCGUGUUCAAGGAACAGCUCCUCGUUAGCCAAAGUCAACGGAAAAAUUUCUGAGAGGAAAUGUAUAGAUUCUGUGAAAAGUGAUAAUGACUCCGAAGGUGACAGCGAAUUUCCAGUUGCCUCUCUAACCACUCGUCUCAAGAAUCGUGGUGUAAAUGUUUUACGUAAUGAAUCAGAAAACCAUAUCAGGGCAGACGACAACAAAGGUUUUAGUACAGCAUCGGUUUCAAAACGGCCGAGUGACAAUAUAGUUGGGUCGCCAAAUGCUAGUAUUGGAACUUUUAAUGCGGACUUCAAUCUUUUCUCGAUACCGACGCAAAAUUUAUAUGUUGAGAAGAAGAUUGUAGAUUUAGAAAGAGACGAAUCUCCUAUCAAGAAAAGUGAAGCUUCAAGAACAGGAAAGCAUGUGAUGUUCAGCUCACAGAACGAGUGUUUUUCGUUUAGGAAUGAAAAUAUUAGAGAGGAUAGGGCUGACAUGAACAUGUUAUCACAAGAUGAAACACCGGUAGCUCAUAGCAAACGGAGAAAACGCAGGGUUAUAUUAGACGAUUCGCCAGUACCAGGAAAAGAAAAUAUAGAGAAACAGGAUAGUGAAGAUUCUGAUGAAGAAGUUUGCAUUUUGCGAAGGAAAAGGAAGACGACAAAGAAUCGGGUUUUGAAGUCACCGUUAGCUCAAAAUGUCGACCAAACCUCUGAUGAAGAUUUCGACAACGAGUCUGCAGGUGAAGAGCCAUUGCAGCGUGGUCAUCGAGAUGGCAAAAUUAUUACGAAGAACGCCUCGAAGAAGAAGCACAAAGGUAUCUCUGACUUCUUUGAUGACGAAGUGGAAGUAACUGAUGACGAAAGUGGCGAUGAGUGUGACAUUGACUGCAAUGAAUACGUAAUGGAUAGUUUUAUUGAUGACGCGACACAGAUGACGCAAAGGACACCUAUGCGAAAUAAAAAAGGUGCACGCUCACCCGCCGACAUGGCAAUGGUUUAUAGGCAGUCUUUGUUCAGCCCUAUGUAUUCAGCACUAAACUUCGGCACGCCUGCUUUCAAAGCAAAUCGAAACAAAUACAAAAUGGUUGAAAGGGAUGAUUGGCAACACCCAAGUGACGAAAACGAUGAUGAGGCCGAGGAGGUAAAUUGUUUGAGCGAGGUUUGCUCCGAGUAUGAAGAAGACAUUUUUGAGGAAAAUAGUCACGUGAUAUCUGACGAUGCUGAUGUCAGUAAAUAUGACAAACGAAGCUCAAGUGAAGAUACUAAGCCAAGGAAGAAAUCACGUGUAAAAAGAAUCAUUGAUACUGAUGAUGAUGAUGAGGAUGAGGUUGCUAUUGACAAAGUGAUGAACGAUUCAGGUAACAAGGAAGUGUCUGCUGAGGCAAAGAAUAUUGAGAAUAUGGAACUAAAUGCUUCACAUUAUCGGCUAGUGGACGUAUCUUCCAAACUAGAUUUAGAAGAUUAUGGAGGAGUUUUGCCAGAGCUCCAAAAAGACUGUUUUCUACCUUGCUUUGAUCUUGGACUGGGGUUAAGUGCUAGAGAUUUUGAGCUGAUUUCUUGUCCUGACGAGCCAGUGAUAUCGGAGAGAAAACCUCAAUUACAAUCAAGAAUCGUCGAUACACCUGAUCUGCAAUCAAGAAGCAAUGGGAAGCCUGCUUUGCAAUCAAGAGCCAAUGGGAAGCCUGAUUUGCAUUCACGAGCAAAUUAUCAACAGGAGAAAACUGUCAAGGCUGUUGGUAGCCUAGAGAAAUCUAACGAAGAGAGACCAUGCAUUUUUGUUCACACCAAAACAGUUACAUCCAGUCAGAUCGGCUCACUCCUUCGAUUAAAGCACCAUAUUCAAGUCACUGUUUGCUCAAAGCUUGGCUGUGAUUUCGUCGUCAGUAAAAGAAUGGGUGUGCUGAGGAGACUGUUAUCAGAUAUCGCCCACAACGCUAAGAACGUAGAAGCCAUUAAAGAACUUUCCGAUAAUUACAGCAAACGUUGUAUUAUUAUUGAGAAAGAUCGCGUCAAAGGAGGAUCAGCCGGUGAAAAGCACGUGCCGUACAGUAGAAACUAUACUGGAUUGCUGGGAAAUCUCGCCGCUAGUCAAAUUAAAGUAUUGUUCAGUGAUUCUCAAGAGGAAACAGCUCUUCUUAUUUCAAAACUAACAAUGAUGGAAAAUGGAACAGAUUUUAGGCUUUUCUCUUCAACGAACAACCUGAGGAACGAUACCUUGGAACAGCUACUGAAAGUUCUGUUAACAGUUCCACACAUCGUGUAUCCACAGGCAAUAAGGAUUUGUAAUGAAUUUCAAAGUCUCAGCGCUUUGAUGAACAGCACAAUCGAAGAAAUUAAAAUUAAAAUUCCAGAAAUAUCCACCACACGCGCGAAGGACAUCAUAAAUUAUUUUCGUUAUAAUUCGAACUCAAUUUGAAAUUAAAAUUUACUUUUGAAUUUUUUUUAAUGAAAGUUAGUUGAUUUUUUAUAACGUUUUUGUUUCCUCUCACUUUCUAUUGCCAUCGGAAAUAGCCAUUGUUGCUCAGCUGACCAGAAAACCAAAAGGCAUAACGAGCUGACAUUGCUACCCCCUGGAACCCGGACCCCGAGAGGUGAAAUAUCGAUAUCUAGACUCCUCCGUAUUAAAAUACAUGUAAUAAGCAAAACAUAUUGAUGUGUUUAUAGUGUUUGAUAAAAGUUUGCGCUGGAUUUUUUCAUUUAAACAAAUCUAGAUCUUUGAGCAUUGUACAAAGUAAAUCAAAAGAAGGGGACAAUGAAUGAUGAGAGAAAAUUUAGAUGAUAGCAGGGCCAUAAAUUUGU
Messenger RNA from Rhopilema esculentum, 6937 nucleotides. RefSeq lists its product as uncharacterized. Gene Ontology annotation, molecular function: four-way junction DNA binding; ATP binding; four-way junction helicase activity. Gene Ontology annotation, biological process: interstrand cross-link repair; double-strand break repair via synthesis-dependent strand annealing. Lineage: Eukaryota; Metazoa; Cnidaria; Scyphozoa; Rhizostomeae; Rhizostomatidae. The record is from RefSeq and is a predicted model, not a curated record.